CUCGUACUGCGGUCGCAACGGUGGGGUUUAGGAUUAGUAUUUUUUUCCAGUGGAAGAACCGAAUAUAUCUGUCCGCGGGUGUAAUUUAAGUUCUUCUUAUAUCUCUUAUCCAGAAAAAGGGUAGGAGUGUCUGGAAGCAGAGGGAAACUUAACCGAUCGUGGGUAUUUUUUUUUCCGCAGUGUCCGUGUGUUUAUGUUGCAGUCCCUCUGAAAUGUCUCUGGACGAAGCGUGAACUUGAGGAUAACAUAAUAAACAUGUCAGAAGUUCCCUUUUCCUGUUUUGUAGUUGCAUCUGGAUAUCGUAAUGAUUUCAGCGAGUGAGAAUGGAGGAUAAGAAGGGAGGGGGUAGAGUUUCUCAGAUAGCCAACAUAUUCUCUUGCGGAGGAGGUGCAACUCGUGCAAUGUCGCCAGGGAAGCUGGAAGGAGAGGGCGAAGGAGGUGGUGGUGGAGGAGUUACCGUCGUCAGGACCGAAUCCCACCUUGCUCGCUUCAAUAAUGCUCGAGCGUUGUUUGAGAAAUUAGGAUCGACUGGUAACCAAGAAGACCCACCUCCACCUGUUAAACCAAAGAAAAUUAUUGUAACGGAACCGAAGAUUGAACCAACCCAGGUAUUACGUCAAGUAAAUGGAGGAGCUAUUGUUAGAGGAUUACAUAAUGGUACAACGACUGGUGAGAAACCCGCAAAACCUGAAAAACCUGAAAGAAAACUCAAUUCCAGAGAACUGAUAGAAAAACAAAAGAAUUGGACCUCUCAUUUUACAAAAUCAAGAACAAAUCUUCCAAGGUAUAACAGUGAUCCUAAGUGUGAAAACAAAUCUCCAAUCAAAAAAGGCAAUGAUCCUACCAGGAGUUCAUCGUUUAAUUUACCUAACCGAGAAGAUCCAAACAGGGCUCCUAUCAUCCAAGAAGAAAUAGCAGCUGUAAGAGAAAGGCUCGUCGCACCACCAGCACCUCCAGAAACUCCUCCACGGGUAUCUCCUGCUGUUAGCCCGCUGAGAGAGCAUUUGCCUAUCACAAGGCAUCCACCUCCUCCACCUCCUGUCAUAAGUAAAAGAGAAGAAAAAGAAGCCGAAGAAAUUAAACCUGUUCCUCGGGAAAGAGUAUUCAUAUCACCAUCAAGAGUUAGUAUAGAAGAUCUGAGUAGAGAAAGGAGGGAACGGUCAAGGGAUGGCAUUUACCAGAUCACUCCUGCGACUGUUUUACCUGCCUCUGUUGAGUCGAACACUAACUCUUAUCCUUCAAUUGAUUCUCAUUCACCAAAUCUCAACGAGAUCAGUCGAGAGAAGGCUCAGCCACCCGAAGAAGAUGACAGCUGUAAAGGUGUUAUUAAGUUCGCCGUCGGAGAAGAGACCCAAGUAGGACCAGCUAGUGUGACUAUGAUGAGUGGCUCCCUUUCAGAAGAAGAUUCGGGAUUUGCCAGCUCCGAAACUGUUCCUGCUCAACCCCAAGCAAUUAAAGAAGCAGAAAAUACUGAGAGUUGGGUGAGUGAAAGCUGUCUUGCUACUAGCGAUUCUAGAGAACUGUUGUCGUCCGGCCAUACUCCAAUUGAAGAUAAGUCGGAUGAAAUACAGUUUAUCGAUCAGGAGCAAGAUGACGAUAAGGCUGUCGAUACUUCACUCAUGACCCCUGCGGAAGCUGAUCAACUUCUUAGUACGAGGGGUGUUGCUGAAAGCUUACUGUCCGACGAAGAAGCUCAAGAAGUAGUGAAACUUCUUUCUCCGCCAUCAGAAGAAGUUCAGGAGCCGGAGUGGUUGAAAGAUGUUCUUCAGGCUUCUCAGUCCAGUUUGCUCAGCUCAACAACAACUCAAGGAGACAACACCGCAGGCAUCGGUGACAGCCUUGACGAGUGGCCUAGUCAACUUACGGAACCUGAUCUCUCUAAAGGAGAGGAGUUGUCAGUAAACCAGGAGGAAGCUGAAGCUGAAGGAGAAGCAGAGGAAGAACCGGAUGAAGAAGAUGGGAGUCCUGCAAGACCCAUUCCUUAUCGAGAAGUUCUUGAAGAAGGAGGCGUACAUUAUCUAGAAGAUGGACAUUACUGGUUAGAAGUUGCUGGUUUGGACAAUGGCGACUCCGACCCCGAACAGUGUACUGUUAAGAUUAAUAGAAAGGUUCAAUUUAGUCAGUCACCUAUCAAGGUUUAUAGUACAUUCUCAGUCUCUGAAUACGAUCGAAGAAACGAAGAUGUCGACCCAGUAGCUGCAUCUGCUGAAUACGAACUGGAAAAGCGUGUUGAGAAGUUGACUGUUUUUCCUGUUGAAUUGGUGAAAGGUCCUGAUGGUCUGGGUCUUUCAAUUAUAGGCAUGGGUGUAGGAGCAGAUGCAGGUUUGGAAAAGUUAGGAAUAUUUGUCAAAACGAUAACUGAAAGAGGGGCAGCAGCUACAGACGGUAGAAUUCAGGUUAAUGAUCAGAUCAUAGAAGUUGAUGGGAAGUCUCUAGUUGGUGUCACUCAGGCGUAUGCGGCAUCUGUCCUCCGUAACACGUGUGGGAAGGUAAGAUUCCUCAUCGGCAGAGAGCAGGAUCCAGAGUCUUCGGAAGUGGCGUUACUUAUAAAACAGUCCCUGCAGGCCGAUAGGGAAAGAGAAGAACAGAGAAGAGCACAGCAGGAAAGAAGGUACAGCGAAGACAGCCAAAGCACUAAUUCUGAAGAUAAUAACGCCACGCUUUCCUCGUUAUUGCAAGAGAGCCAGAUGAAACAAGCGGCUGCGGAAAACGAAGUGUUGAGGUUAAAAGCUAGGCUCGAGGAAUUUGAAAAAGGCGCUAGAGAGGACUUAGGCGAGAGAUUGAGAGAGACGACGUUGAGGCUAAGAGAAGUCGAAAGGAAUCUUGCUGCUAUAAAGAAAGAUAAUUCCAACUAUCAAGACAUGCUUCACCAAACACAGGAACAAUAUAUAUCUCUGGAGAAAAAGUAUGCUAAAACCAAGCGUUUGGUCCGUGAGUUCCAUGAAAGGGAAGCCGAACUACUUCACAGAGAGGAAUUUUAUUUAGAAACCCUUCAAGAAAAGGACAGAGAGUACAAUGCCCUCGUCAAAGCACUUAAGGAUCGAAUUAUCCAAGUAGAACAGGAGCUGAUGGAGACACAACGAAGAGCUGGUCUGCCAGUUCACCUGCCCCAGUGCGCGGAAGGCACUUACCUUCGACUCAGCACUCCCCCGAUGACCAGGAGGCCUCCCCCAGUCACCCCUCUUCUUGAGAGUCUCGGAGUAGAACUGCCACAAUCUGAGUCGGAGAAGACAUCGACUGUUGAGAGGAAGCAGACGGGAGCCAAAGAAGAACUAGACGAUGCAGUGCCCCCUCACAACCUGCUUGACGUGUCCGCGACGAGGUCCAAAGCUGAGCUGGCCACUCGUGGCGGUCUCGGCAAUCGCCAGUUACCUUCCCAAGCGAAGAAACACCAUUCAUCUUCUUCGCUUCCUUUGUCUAAUUCCAGCUCGGAUUACGGGCUGACGACUGAUGAGAGUACAGAGAGCUCGGACAUGGAAAGCGAAAGAGAUCACGCCAGCCCAGAUCCUUGGGCCAACUCAACUACAGCUCCUCCAAGAGGUUCUCUAGCUGAACAGCUGAAACAAGUUCUAGCCGAAAGGGAGAGGCGGAUGUCAUCAGGAAGCUGCGAACCGAACCAAACCCUCAACAGUUCGAUGAAUAGUACGACCAGUCUUGGUAGCAGCCAGUCAAGUGUGCCUCAGUCCUUGGUCGAGGAGAUCAGGCACGCCGUUGCUCAAGCGAACCUCAAAGGUAGCUGUUGGUUUAGCUUAAAGAAAAGUUGGCCCCAGGGUUCACCUUCAUCCUCUGGCUCUGUUUCCCCUGGUAUCUUAACCGCGGAUCCCAGCCCAAGUAAAAUUGGAUCAUCAGAUUCGAGUGAUGUCUGGAUACCCAACGAAGAGCGUCGGUUGCUAAUGUGCCAAAAUACUCCGAUUCCUGAGUGGACCAGUGAGCAGGUCAGUUACUGGCUCACCUCAGUUGGCCUGGAAGCGUACACCGAAACUCUUUUCGAGAGUGGUGUCACCAACGGAACCGCACUGCUAUCGUUGGAGCCUAGUCGGGUCAAGUCUCUCGGCAUAACUGGCCAAGGGAAGUCCCUCGUCAAGAAGAGACUGAAGGAGCUGCGUGCUAAGGCACAAAGGGAAAGGAGGCAGUCGGAAAAGGAGCGUAGGGAAAGGGAGCGCUUGCUUAAGAAAGCGGAAAAGAUGUUGGAAAAACCUGUCAAAAGGAAAUGAGUUUAAGUUCCUUCUUUAUCAUCUGUGGUUGUGAGCCAAUCAGAAUAACAACGCAUCAGAGAGUUUCACUCUCCGCGCUACUUUUCUUUUACCAAUUAUUUCUUUUUAAUAAUGAGACAAAAGUAGCGUUGUAUACUUAUAUCAGGUUGUAUUGUUGUAUUUAUUUGUAAUAUUGUUAUUUUUUUUAUAUAUAUAUGAUAUUUGUAUUAUACAUAUAUAUAUAAAAAAUUAUAUAUAAAUAUGUGUAGAAAGAAAACUUAUUUAUAUCAUUCACAUUCCAACACAUUUUAUGAUUGUAAAUUGCCUUGUUUUUAUUUUAUUUUUAUAUAUAUAUUUUUGUUUUUCGUAUUUCCUUUUUUGUUGAUAUUCACAACGGCAAUAAAUGUACGAUUAGGAAUGAAAAUAUAAAUCAAAGUUAACUUAUUAUUGGCUGUGCCAUCGGUAUUAUUUGUUGUACAGUUAUAAACGUGUUGUAUAUGUAUAAUGUUACAAUAUUUAUUAUUACUGUAGGGUUAUUGUAGAGUUAUUGAAUUGUAUUAUGCUAUGUAGGUGCCACAAAUGGAAACAGUAUUUCCCAGUAUUUUUAGUUGGCAUUCUAAUUGUUCGUAGUAGCUGCCUGUUCCAUAUUUUAUUUCUGAAUUGUUAUUAUUAUUAUUAUUAUUAUUAUUAAUGUAAAUAAAACUAUUCAAAUAAAGUCUGUGUAUGAAACUUGAAAAGGUCCCUUGAAUUUUUUUAUGAUCAAGAAAAAAAAAUUGUAUGAUUAUAAAUGUACAUUUUCGCAUAAUUCAAUGUUAAAUAUUGUUCAAAUUUAAAACAAUUGUUUUUUCAAACAACAUUACUUUUUCAUCAAUUUAAUUUAAUUUUUAUAAUGAUUCAAAGCUGAUUUGAAAGGCAAAGUUCUUUGAAAUCAGUCCAGAUACAUACAUGUUUUUGUCGGGUAUCGUCUUGUACCCAUUUCUGAAUAGUUUCAAUUUAGUUAAAUUUUAAUAACUUUGUUUAAUUUUGUUCUCAAUAAUUUUUAAAAGCUAGUUAACAAAUUGUAUAUGAUACAUAGAUUUUUAUUCUAAUAAAAAUUCAAGGAUCCUUGAAAAAUUCAGUGCAUAAAUAUUUUCGAUAUAUUGAAGUUAAAUGUAUAGAUGUUUUACUGUAGAUAAUUUUUUUUUUCUGUUUUUAAAUACUUUUAUGCACUUUUGAUAGUUGUGCUGAAUAGAUAGCAAUUAUUAUAGUUUUUUUUUAAUAAUGAAAAAAAAUUGUGUUCAAUUGUGUAAUAAAGAGUUAUUACUUGUAAAAUUGGUUGUGAAUGUGUUCAUUUCAGAUAUAAUAUUAGAAACGUGUUUUAUAAACGAGAAUUCUGAAAUUGUUAUCAGCCAAAUAUUUUAUUUACAUUUUAUAAUCUAUGCAGCCCUGGUGUUUAGCAAACUUUUUUGAGAAACUCGGGAAGAACUUCCACAUUUUUUUAAUGUAGUAAUUUUUUGAAAAUUAGUCAUGGGACCCAUGCUCAUUAAAUGCAUAAUAAAAACAAUGCAGAGAAAUAUUUUUUACAAAAAUUGUUAGUUGUUGCUCAUAAAGAAAAAAUUUUGGAAUCAUAAAAUAAAAAUUCAUUAAGUUUGAAAACGCAGGCAGCUACAAGUGUCUUUUAAGAAUCUUCAUUCUUUGAUAUUAUAACGAGGAACCUGCACCAUCGUGUUUGAGUAAGCAAAUGCUCAACUAAUUUAUAACUGGAGAUUUUAAAUUGAUCUUACGAAUCGAAAAGAUGUUUAGAUUUGAAUAAUUAUGUACAUAUUACAUGUGAAAUUGAAUUUAAAAAAUAUUUGACGAGAAAGAGGCCUAGAAUGUGUUAACAUAAACUAUUUAUUACCAAUUCAAAGUGAUUUUUGUUAUUACAUUAAUGUAAACAAAAAUUGAAGAAAAAAAAAUACGAAGAAAAGUUAUCAUUUUGUAAAUGUCAAUUGUCAUUGUAUAAUUAAGUCAAAACAAAAAAAAAAAGUUUGUUGUUGUGUGGCCAUUUGUAUAAUUGUGUGUAUUAGAUAUACCCUGUACUUAUCUUAUAAGGGAACCACAUUGUUGUGUAAGACUUUCACAUGUUGAGGUCUUACAAAUUUAUAAUUUAAAUUUAAUUAUAACUAAAUUAUUAAUAAAAAUUUUCCAUGACCUCUUUUGUUUUUCCUUUUCACACUUGAUUUAUUGCAUAUUUAAUUAUACUAGUGUUC
Molecule: messenger RNA, 6424 nt
Organism: Nezara viridula (southern green stink bug)
Lineage: Eukaryota; Metazoa; Arthropoda; Insecta; Hemiptera; Pentatomidae
Source: the annotation of a GenBank genome assembly